AAUGUUUUAUUUAGGCUAAGUAGAUACACAUUUCACAAAGUAAUGAACAUCUUAAUUUAUAACAAAAUUAAUAUGAAACUUGUUUUAUUUAUCUGUUUAUUCUUUAUCUUGCAGUCUCCGCUGUUUUUUGGAAUAUGUUUCUUCGUCUUGUCGGAGAGCAUGGUGAAAGGAAAGAAUCUGGGAUGUUUCAGUGAAUGUGAACAUGGGUUCAGCAAGAUUCAAAACAAGCUGCUUCAAUCUUUGCACGCGCACAGACACCAGCGCCUCCGGCCCGUCCGUCACGCGGCGAGCUCCUGUGAAGAUUUCGUUCGGUCUCCUUUAGCAGCGCUCAAUGAUCGCUCGCUGUCCCCCUGGCGGAUAAGAACAGUGGAAAAUACAGACAUGUACCCCUCAAAAUACGAGGAGGCAGAGUGUCUGUGUGAUGGAUGCAUCAUUAACGGGGUUGAAAAUAGGACCUACAACUCAGUGCCUGUGAAGCAAACUCGCUUAUUCCUGAAGAAGGUUCCUUGCCCGUCUGACCCGACAAAAUACUCUUUAGAGUAUAAACUUGUGUCAGUGACUGUAGCCUGUACCUGUGCAGUUCCUAAGCAAUAAGAGAGGAUAAUAGCUACUAUAUAGAAAAAAACUGUAGAGACGUGUCUCAUGUACCAUGUCGUGUUUGUUUUAAAAUGCAAUUUUUGAUAAGGUACUUACAUUGUUUGAUAUGCUUAUAUUUAUAAGCUGAAAAGUUG
This is a messenger RNA of Carassius auratus (goldfish), 731 nucleotides long. It is a transcript of the gene il17c, whose product is annotated as interleukin 17c. Gene Ontology annotation, molecular function: cytokine activity. NCBI's taxonomy places the organism in Eukaryota, Metazoa, Chordata, Actinopteri, Cypriniformes, Cyprinidae. The record is from RefSeq and is a predicted model, not a curated record. Gene Ontology annotation, cellular component: extracellular region. Bases 43 to 594 code for a protein of 183 amino acids. The transcript is spliced from 2 exons.